Molecule: messenger RNA, 1542 nt
Organism: Hansenula anomala
Lineage: Eukaryota; Fungi; Ascomycota; Saccharomycetes; Phaffomycetales; Wickerhamomycetaceae
Exons: 1
Coding region: 1-1542 (513 amino acids)
Biological process (GO): spliceosomal complex disassembly
Cellular component (GO): spliceosomal complex
Source: RefSeq, a predicted model, not a curated record
AUGAUUGUUCAAGCAAAAGAAGACUACUACACUGCUUUAGAAAUCGAAGUCACCUCUCACAUUUCUGAUGUUGAUCCUUCUACUAUAAAGAAAGCCUUUAGGAAACUUGCAUUGAUCUAUCACCCAGAUAAAGGUAAAGGAGCUGGUGAUGUGAUCUUCAAAAACAUUAAUAGGGCCUAUGAAGUGCUGUUAGACCCCACCAAAAAAUCUGAAUAUGACAAGUGGUAUAAAAAGUUUUAUAAGAGAACUCAUGUGACCCAAAAUCAUAUAGCGAAAGAGCGUACCAAAAAGCAAAAGAUGGAACAGGCUGAAUUGAGAAGAAUGAAAGAGGAAUCUGGAAAGAAGAAUCAAGCGGAAAAAGAUGCUAAAGUACAAGAGGCAGAAAGGGAAAGAAAAGCUAGAGAAAAGCAAAAGAGAGAAGAAGAAGUACUUAAAAAAAGAAGAGAGGAAGAGAAGAGAAAAAUAGAAGAAAAGCUACGAAAAGAGAAAAUGGAACAGAAAAAGAAGGAGCAAGAGAGAGCUAAUGAAGAGAAAGAGCAAAAGUUGAGAGCAGAACAAGCCCUAAGGGAUGAGAAGGCUAGAAAAUUAAGAGAGGAAGUGCUGAAGAAACAGAGUGCUGAACGUGCUCGAAAAGAGAAACUAAAGCAAAGGUCUGAAGAAUUGAAGAACUUAUUCCCCAGCAAUGAAGGAAAAAAAGCAAAGAGGCCCGCCUCUCAAUCUGCUUACCCAAACUCUGGGUGGUCUAACCCACAAUAUUAUGCUAGCUCGGGCUCACAGCAAAAUGGUAGACGAGAAUUUGCUAGACCAAGAAAAUCGCGUUUCAAAGAGCAGCAUAUGUCCAAAGCUGAUUUUCAUAAAAAAAUCCGUGAAUUACAACAGGAAGCUGAGAAAUGUCACGAAGAUAGAGAAAAGUUUACCAAUGAAUGUGAAGAUUUUGAUAAGAUCGCAGAGAGAAUUGAACUUUCCGCUGAAGAUGCCUUGGAGAAAGCUGAAAGAAAGUAUAGAGAGUCAAUCGCAAUAGCUGAGGCAAUGUUUAAUAAAGCUAAAUUGGCUCAAGAAUCUGCUAACAUGGCACAUUUUAAUAUGGAGCUUUACUUGAAAGAAUAUGAGGAGCUGUUCAAUAAAUACGGGAACAUUUAUGGUGAGCCUAACUCAGAAGGGGAAGAGGAAGUAUCAGAAGGCUCAGAAGAGGAGGGCUUAGAACCUGAAACUCCUAAACCUUUCAAGUUUGAUUUCAAUCCUCCAAAGACUGAUCACUUUCAACUGAAAUCUAAUCCAUGGAAAACUUAUAUCGAUACGUGCAAAGGUGAAAAUAAGGUAUUGUGUGGGUCAGUGCUCGAAAAGCAAGCUCAGAUAUUCAUUUUUUUCCAAUUCACUUCAAAUUAUCCAGUUCCAAGCAUGCUUUUGCUUUAUUGUAAAUCCAAAAUGAAACUCAACAGCACCCCUGCAACUCAUAGAAACACAAGAAAUAAACUAGCAUUAGAGACAAGAGAUUUGUGGAACAAGGCAGUCCAAGAGGCAUUGAAAGCGCAAUCUUCAUGA